AGACAAGUAUCAGGGCUGCUCCGAACGUCAGCCUCCUGUGCUGUGCCGUCGAACCGCGGCAGCAGAGGUUGAACCUUCCUACUGAUGUCCCAUUACAUGCUGUGGGAGCAGCGGUGAUGGGGAGGAAAUGGAAAACAAACGCGCGCCGCUCCUUCCCGACCCCGCCGCCGAGCGACCAAGUCGGCUGCCGACGCACGAAGGCGGAGCGGGGCCGUCUGACGGCUGCGCGUCGGGAGAGCUGAUUGGCUCUUACUCUUUGGAGCGGGACUUUGGGGCGGGGCGGGGCCUGCCCAGAAUGAUCGGCGCGGAGGGCGCAGGGAGCUGCAGUCGUGCCGCUGAGCGGCGAGCGGAGGGGGCGGCGGAGGUGCGGGAGCGGCGGGCGGGCCUUCGGUCAAGUUGGUGGGUACUCCUCCGGAAGGCGAUGGAUCAUGCCAGAGCAGCAUUGUCUAACUUGUUCAGUGCCGAGCCGAUGUCGUACACACGUUUCAGCAUUGCCAGGCAAACGGAUGGAGACAACAGCCACGUGGAGAUGAAGCUGUCUGCUGAUGAUGAGGAAGGAGUGGAUAUUGAAAGGCCAGAGCACGUGCAUGACAGUAUGGCUCAGCCACAGAGAAAUGGCAAGAAACUCUGCUUCCUAGUCAUUGCAGCUGUUCUCCUCCUUUUGAUCGGGUUUCUCAUUGGCUACUUGAGUUACCGUGGACGAGUGCAGCUGGCUGCCAGGUGUCAAGAUGGAAGUGGCAGGUGUGAGAUAACUCCUACUGCAUCUUACCUAGUGGAUGGUGAUGAAACUGUGGAAGAAGAGAUUCAGGGACCACCUGUCAUUUACUGGCCUCAACUAAAAUCCAUGUUGUCAGAUAAGCUGUCAGCCAAGCACCUUGAAAACAGGUUGAGGCAAAGGGCAGGAUUGGACUCCUUUGAGGCUGGUGAGACUGAAGAUACGAACAUGGCCACUUACAUUCAUGACCAAUUCAACAGCUUCUCCUUGGAUAAAGUGUGGAAUGAUGAACACUAUGUUAAGUUGCAAGUCAGAGGCAGCACCAAGAACAAAGUGUCUGUUUUGAUCGAUGAUAGCGAGGAGACCUUGGAGACUCCAGAUGCAUACGUGGCAUACAGUGAGAGUGGCUCUGUUUCUGGCAAACCUGUCUAUGUGAACUAUGGACUGAAAAAAGAUAUUGAGACGAUACAGAAGUCAGUGACUCCACUGAAUGGAACCAUAGUCAUUGUCAGAGCUGGAAAAAUAACACUUGCUGAGAAGGUUGCGAAUGCCAAAGAGGCAGGAGCAGUUGGAGUCCUCAUGUACGUGGAUUCACUCAAGUAUGGGAUAACAGAGACACUUAUUCCAUUCGGACAUGCCCACCUUGGAACUGGAGACCCUUACACCCCAGGCUUCCCUUCAUUCAACCACACCCAGUUUCCACCAGUUGAAUCUUCAGGACUACCCCACAUUGCUGUUCAGACCAUCUCCAGCAGUGCAGCAGCCAACCUGUUCAGCAAAAUGGAUGGAGUCUCGUGCUCUGACGAUUGGAAAGGUGGGAUCCAUUCCUGUAAGGUGACAACAAAGCAGGAGAGCAAGAUAAUGGUGAAACUAGAUGUGAACAAUUCCAUGAAAGACAGGAAGAUUCUGAACAUCUUUGGUGCUAUCCAAGGAUCUGAAGAACCAGAUCGGUAUGUUGUGAUUGGAGCCCAGAGAGAUUCCUGGGGCCCAGGAGUGGCUAAAGCUGGCACUGGAACUGCUAUAUUGUUGGAACUUGCCCGUGUGAUCUCAGACAUAGUGAAAAGUGAGGGCUACAAACCAAGGCGAAGCAUCAUCUUUGCUAGCUGGAGUGCAGGAGACUAUGGAGCUGUGGGUGCUACUGAAUGGCUGGAGGGGUACUCUGCCAUGCUGCAUGCCAAAGCUUUCGCUUACAUCAACUUGGAUUCUGCAGUCCUGGGAGCAAAUCAUGUCAAGAUUUCUGCCAGCCCCUUGCUGUACAUGCUGCUGGAGAGAGUUAUGAAGGGGGUGAAGGAUCCAGCACAAGGAUCAAGAAGUCUCUUGGACAGAGUUGGCUCGGACUGGGUAAAAGCAGUUGUUCCUCUUGGCCUGGAUAAUGCAGCAUUCCCUUUCCUGACGUACUCAGGAAUUCCAGUGGUGUCUUUUGGUUUCUACAAUAAAAAUGAGGAAUAUUAUUUCCUGAAUACUAAGGAUGACACACUGGAGAACCUGAGGAAAAUUGACAAUCUGGAUGCUCUUUUGCGUGCUGCUGCAGAAGUAGCUGGACAAGUAGCUCUCAGGCUGACCCAUGAUCACGAGCUCUUCCUGGACUUUGGGAGAUACGGUGAAGAAUUACUGGCAUACCAGGAGAAGUUCUUGCCUUACGUUAAGGAUGUGCAGGAGCUGGGGUUGACCUUGGACUGGCUGUUUUUUGCCCGUGGUGACUUCCAGCGAGCUGCAGAUGCACUGAGAAGAGACAUUGCAAACAGUGACAGGGAGAACAAGGUCAUCCGCAGAGCCCUGAAUGACAGGAUCAUGAAGGUGGAGUAUGACUUCCUGUCACCGUAUCUCUCACCAAAAGAUGUUCCCUUCCGUCACGUCUUCUUCGGCAGAGGCACCCACACUCUGCAGAGUCUGGUGGAGCAUCUGCAGCUGUUGAAAACCAGCAAGAGCAACGUGGAUCUGAACUUGCUGAAGGAGCAGCUGGCCCUAGCAACGUGGACCAUUAAAGGGGCUGCUAACGCCUUGGGAGGUGAUAUCUGGGAUACUGACAAUGAAUUCUAGACACACUGCAAACACCUGGUUAAGGUACAAGGUUAGGGAAACCCACUCCCUACCACAGCAUUAUUUUUCUGUAGAGGGCUUUUGGUUUUUUUUUUUUUUUUU
Molecule: messenger RNA, 2857 nt
Organism: Phasianus colchicus (ring-necked pheasant)
Lineage: Eukaryota; Metazoa; Chordata; Aves; Galliformes; Phasianidae
Gene: TFRC
Product: transferrin receptor
Biological process (GO): intracellular iron ion homeostasis; transferrin transport
Cellular component (GO): external side of plasma membrane
Molecular function (GO): transferrin receptor activity
Source: RefSeq, a predicted model, not a curated record